Zophobas morio is the source of this 867-nucleotide messenger RNA. Its product is annotated as mpv17-like protein 2. Gene Ontology annotation, biological process: cellular response to reactive oxygen species; mitochondrial ribosome assembly. Gene Ontology annotation, cellular component: mitochondrion; cytoplasm; membrane. The record is from RefSeq and is a predicted model, not a curated record. Lineage: Eukaryota; Metazoa; Arthropoda; Insecta; Coleoptera; Tenebrionidae. Bases 137 to 730 code for a protein of 197 amino acids. The transcript has 4 exons.
CUGGUCCAUCUGACUGACGCCAGCGCCCCCAUCAACUGUCAAAUUUGAAAAUGACCUGCGCUGCUGAAAAAUAAUGUAAAUUGGAAAACCUGGUGGCUAGUGGAAAUUUUCAAAUGCGGGAUAACAUAACCUCAAAAUGUUGCAAAGGGGCUGUCGAUUGUUGCGUAAAUUUUCAACAACGGGGGUGGUUCGAGCUAGGAUUCGGUGGACAAUGAAUGCAGCGUUUGGGAAGUAUUUAUUAGCCACUAAUACUGUAAGUUCUGGCGUACUUAUGCUUUUGGGAGACUUAACCGAGCAGGAAUUGCACCACGAUAUUGAACAGGAUGAUUCUCCGAGAUACGAUUUCGCGCGACUUGCUAGGAUGUUCACUGUUGGUUUGGCUAUGGGGCCCGUGCACCACUAUUACUAUGGGUAUGUGAAUAAACUGUGGCCUCGUCGCAACUUGAAUAACGUUUUGAAGAAAGUUUUAGCUGAUCAACUUGUUAUGGGUCCUAUUUGUAUUCUACAAUUCUUCUAUACAAUAGGGGGUUUAGAAAUGAGACCUUUGAAAGAUAUAAAUCAAGAAGUGAAGGCGAAAUUUUUCACAGUGUAUGCGAUGGAUUGGUGUAUAUGGCCCCCUACACAGUUUAUUAAUUUUUUUUACGUCCCGCCCAGGUACCAGGUUAUGUACGUUAAUUUUGUGACAAUGUUGUAUGAUGUUUUUUUGUCAUUUGUGAAGCAUGAUUUUUGAUAUAGGGGGUAAUUAGGAGACAAAUUAAUUUAAUGGUAUAAUUUAAGAAAUCGGAGUGUACAGUCGGUAAUUGUAGUGGAAUUUGAUCAUUGCUGUGACUAGAUAUGCAACCAAAUAUACACUGAAAUGCAUACAAA